AAAAAGAAAAUGACAUUUCUAGGCUGUGCUGUGCCUGUGUCUUCCGCUGACUCCACCUUGUAUUGUAUCUUCUUCCAGCACUGCGUUACGUUGCGUUUGGAAACUCUGAUUAGAGCCUUCGAGUUGGAUCUCAAAUUUUGAUUUCGUAAGUUCACUUCUCAUUUUCUCUAGUCUUUAUUAAUUUCAAAGUCACACACACUUGUGACCGUGAUUGCUGGAAAGAAAUAGGAAGGGAUUGUGUAUCAAACAGGUGGUGGGCGUGGCACCACGAAAACGUUACUCCUUCAUUUAAUUUCAAAUUGAAGUUGUAUGCAAAAACAGAACUGAAUAAGCCUAAACUGCAACAUCACCCCAAAUUUCUAUCCUGCAACACAAUUCAAUAAAACCACAGCGAUGCUGUUUGGUACUGUGAAGGGAACAUAACAGUGGCGUGGUUGUAGUGCAAGAGAAGGUAUUGCAGAUUGAUUUGGUUGUCGGAAGAUGCAUCCUCCUUUAACAUUGCACAAACACCCAAUGUGUGCUGAAAUUAUUGAACAGUUUCAAAAGUGUCAUAUAGAACAUCCUAUUGCAAAAUUCUUUGGUGAAUGUACUGAUUUGAAAAUAAAAUUGGAUCGUUGUUUCAGAGAAGAGAAAGCUUUGAAGCGGAAGGCUAACUUUGAAGAGAGCAAAAAGUUGAAGGAACAGUUGCGAGCUUUGAGGAAAGAAAAUGCUACAAGCAGUGGUCAAUAGAAGAAUCUUUUGAAAUGUUGAAAAUACAAAAUUGUUUUGCAAAUUACAAUCCGUAAUUUUGUACAAUGGCUGGAUACGAUAUGUAUCUUGCAGCCUCAAAAAAGAGGGUUAUUACACAUAAUAUUGUUUGGAGUAUAUCUGAUGCUCUUGCCUUCAGUGCUCUAUCUUUAUGAUGCUCAUUUACUGAUUUGAUGAAUCACUAUGUAUGCUGCUCACUUACAUGUUAUUGCCUCUGGUCCUUUUUAUAAGAAACAAGUGAUUGUUUAUUUUUACACCA
Messenger RNA from Glycine soja, 1006 nucleotides. RefSeq names its product COX assembly mitochondrial protein 2 homolog. The transcript is spliced from 4 exons. The record is from RefSeq and is a predicted model, not a curated record. The coding region runs from base 481 to 729 and encodes 82 amino acids. Lineage: Eukaryota; Viridiplantae; Streptophyta; Magnoliopsida; Fabales; Fabaceae. Gene Ontology annotation, cellular component: mitochondrion.